Messenger RNA from Capsicum annuum, 1440 nucleotides. RefSeq names its product pre-rRNA-processing protein TSR2 homolog. Bases 456 to 1079 code for a protein of 207 amino acids. The record is from RefSeq and is a predicted model, not a curated record. The transcript is spliced from 5 exons. Gene Ontology annotation, cellular component: nucleus. Gene Ontology annotation, biological process: maturation of SSU-rRNA from tricistronic rRNA transcript (SSU-rRNA, 5.8S rRNA, LSU-rRNA). Lineage: Eukaryota; Viridiplantae; Streptophyta; Magnoliopsida; Solanales; Solanaceae.
AGUUUGAAUAUCUAAAUUUAAAUGAAAUAUCCGGACAAACUUAAGGGGCUAGUUAUAUAUGAAGCCUUCAAUAAACUAUAAAAAUACUUCCUCAUUAGUUUUACUCAUAUUUCUUAUUAAAAAUAGUUAUUUUAAUUUACUACUUUAAUUUAUGAAAUUAAAUAAAUUUAUCAUAUUCUUCUAAUAAUAUCUCGAUCAUUAAAUAAUCAUACAAAUACUCAAAAUUAUAUAUCUUUCAAUGCAUAACUAAUAUAAACUUAAUUUAAUAAUAUAAAUUCCUAAAAAAAAUUUCGUAAGUAAAAUAGAUCCACGAAAAUAUUAUAAUAAACAUAAAUUUACAUGCGAAGCCCAAUUCGUACAGAUCCGCCGCCCUAACUCGUCGGAGCAGAGCCGCCACUAUUUUCCGUUGUUGGUGUGGCAAAACCCUCACUAUUAGGACUCUGCAAGUGUUCAGAAUGGAGGGUAGCAGCAAGAGCAAUGCAUCGGUUCAGCAGCUGACGGCAGAGGCAGCUGCACAGUUACAGGAAGGCAUCGGCAUGGUGUUAGCUAGAUGGACUGCUUUACAGAUGGCUAUUGAGAACGAGUGGGGUGGCCGAGGCACUCGUGAAAAAUCCAAUCAACUCAAUAUCGACAUUUUUUUCGCGUUUUCACAAUCCAAAGAACAAGUAUACAUGGAUGACAUAGAAGAAAUUCUAGAUGAGUUCAUGAUAUCUCUAAAUACUGAAGUCAAUGAUGGCAGCCUUGAAGAGGUAGCAGAAAAAUUGAUGUAUAUGCAUGAAGAGUGUCUGGAUGGGAAUUUCAAUUCAAUCAAAAUGCUAAGAGAAACAAAUGUUGGGAGGAAACCUGCUACUUAUGUCAGACAAGAUGCUAGUGAUGACGAUGACAGUAGUAAUGAGGGCGAUGACAGAGACGAGAACUUGCCGAACAAUUCAUCUGAUAUGGCAAUUGAUUCUAUGGAAACUCAGUCAAGUUUGGGCCAGGAUAUGAUGGUUGAACCGGCGAUAAAGAAGCCAGCUGAAGUGGACGAUGAUGGGUGGACGACAGUUGCUACGAGGCGUAACAAAGGUAGAAGGAAUUGAAGCACUAGGCUACAGGCCCAUGGGGUAAAAAGAAAGGAACUAAAUCCGACUGCAGUCAUCUUCAAAAGUUUUGCUCCCUUACCUUAAAAGUAGAGGAAUCUUGGAAUAUUAGUGAAUAGUAUCCUCAUAGUCGUUAUUAUGGUGAUUGUAGUUUGGCUUUGCUUCCUUGUUCAUCGAGAUGAAUUCUCUAACAAUUACCUUCAAAGACAUUACUAUUUGCUAGUGUAACAAUUGCAUUUUUGUAGUUGAGUGUUAAUGGGGCUUCAUUGAUGUUGCUUUAAUGCCAUUGGUAUUCCAACUGUUUAAUGACCCAAAGAACAGAAAAAUUCGCCUUCAAGGCAACCAGGUCGUUUGACCUUCA